This is a messenger RNA of Pogona vitticeps (central bearded dragon), 1721 nucleotides long. NCBI's taxonomy places the organism in Eukaryota, Metazoa, Chordata, Lepidosauria, Squamata, Agamidae. The record is from RefSeq and is a predicted model, not a curated record.
CAAAGUGAGCUGAACUCCUUCCUGUGGACUAUAAAGAGAGACCCGCCAUCUUACUUUUUUGGUACCAUUCAUGUCCCGUAUACUCGGGUCUGGGAUUUUAUUCCUGAGAAUUCGAAGGAAGCUUUUCAACAGAGCCAUAUUGUCUACUUUGAGCUGGACCUCACAGAUCCCUACACCAUCUCUGCUUUAACCAGCUGCCAGCUCCUGCCACAGGGCAAGAAUCUUCAGGAUGUGCUCCCCAGGGACAUCUACCGACGGCUCAAGCGUCACUUGGAAUAUGUCAAACUCAUGAUGUCUUCAUGGAUGACUCCGGAUCAGCGUGGCAAAGGGCUGUAUGCUGACUAUCUUUUCAAUGCUAUUGCGGGCAACUGGGAGAGAAAAAGACCAGUGUGGGUCAUGCUUAUGGUGAACUCUCUGACUGAAGUAGACAUAAAAUCACGUGGUGUGCCUGUCUUGGAUCUCUACCUCGCCCAGGAAGCUGAACGGCUCCGUAAGCAGACUGGGGCAGUGGAAAAAGUAGAGGAACAGUGUCAUCCACUGAAUGGUCUGAAUUUCUCUCAGGUGAUCUUUGCACUGAAUCAAACUCUUUUGCAGCAAGAGAAUCUUCGAGCAGGCAGCUUACAGAUCCCAUGUACAACAGAGGACCUGAUCAAGCAUUACAACUGUGGAGACCUCAAUUCCAUCAUCUUCAAUCAUGACACUUCCCAAGUCCCCAACUUCAUCAAUGCCACUCUGCCACCUCACGAACGCAUCACAGCUCAAGAGAUUGAUAGCUACUUCACCCGGGAGCUUAUCUAUAAACGAAAUGAGCGGAUGGGGAAGAGAGUGAAAGAUCUGUUGGAAGAGUAUCCCGAUAAAAGUUUCUUCUUUGCAUUUGGAGCUGGUCAUUUCAUGGGUAACAAUACAGUGAUAGAUGUUUUAAAGAGAGAAGGAUAUGAAGUAGACCAUACUUCUGCUGGAGAAGUCAUCAACAGUGGGAAGAACCAGAAGACGGUGUCUGCCCUCACUUCAUCUUCCCCUGAAUACCCCUCUUACAUCAUCUCUCAGGAGCAACACCCUCCCCAACAGAAAGAGGAGGAGGAAGAGGAGGAGGAGGAGCUGUUGCCCCACUUGUUGCUGCCAGAAAGCAUUGACCUGUUGGAGAAAGUAGACCGAAAAUAUAAAAAGAAGAAAAAGAAGCAACAGAAGAAACAGCGGCUGCGUCAGUUCAAUGACCUCUGGGUACGCAUCGAGGAAAGCACCACUGAUCCACCACCUCGCAUUCGAAUAAUUAACGGCUACAUCACCGUAGAACCCCAGCCACGUGGGCGUGGACGAUCUAGUCACAUCCCGGCAAAUGCAAACUGCUCCAGUGCGCUGCUCCCAUUCCUUUCUACCUUGGCAUUGACUUUGGUGUUGUCUACAGUGACGAUUCUGCUGCUGGUGUGAAUCUCUCACAAAGAACUGCAUAAUUCCCCCCAUUUUAAAAAAUGGAUCUGGUGUGGAAAUGAAGAGGGUGGGUGGAAGAAAGACUUUUUUGAGUGAGAGAUCAUCUGUGUGGUGCUUGGGUUUUUUUUUUAAAGAGGCCUCAUCCUUUUCCUGAAUCUGGACCAUUAAUGUGAUUAACUGGCUUGCCCAAUACAGGAGAAGAUAUUUUUAAUGAAAGCCAUUAUUUAUCCUUCUCUUGCAGAAGAAUUAUUUCAUGUUAUCCCAUAAUGAUUUUGGGAGAUGUAUAUGUAACA